Aureobasidium vineae is the source of this 2349-nucleotide messenger RNA. Lineage: Eukaryota; Fungi; Ascomycota; Dothideomycetes; Dothideales; Saccotheciaceae. The record is from the annotation of a GenBank genome assembly.
AUGACGCUCAAGAUUACCACUGGUAGCGAAAGGGCCGCCGAUGUUCGCCUGGUGACCUCGGACGGCUUCGUUAUUCCAUUCCAUACUCUUAUCCUCGAGUACGGAUGGCUCAAGCUCAAGGACUUGCUCUCCUUCAUCUACGAGGGCACAUACCAGGAUGAGGACAAGACCUUGACCUUCCCUAGGGUCGAGCCUCCCGCCUCACCUUCGUCCGUCAACAGACUGAGCGACACUCCUCUGGAGUAUCAAGAGGCUGCUUUGACCCAGGGCUUGCACAACCUGCACCUCACCUCUCAGCCUUGCAAAUCUGUUACCCUGCUCAAGGCUUUGGCCAGUGUGAAGGUGUACCGUGCUGCCAUCACUUGGGACAUUGAUCGUCUCAUGAUCGAGGCCGCUCAUAGAUUCGGCAACUUCAUCUCUGGUUCUUUCGACAAGGAUGACUUCCCUCAGUUUGUCAACGCUGUCUUCAAAUCAGUGGUCGAUUCCGACGGUCUGUUGUAUGGCCACCUGGUUGAGGAGUGCUUCAGUCACUGCCAGGAUCUCGUCGAGAACAAGGUCUUCCUCACCGUUCUGGAGCACAACGGCAAGCUUGCUGUUCUCCUGUACCGAAGACUGGCCAGGCUCCAGGCAUCCACCAAUGGCACCUUAUACAUGCUGCCGCACACCUCUUCGGCCUCCGGUCCCAGUAAUUCUGCUUCUGUUGUCGACUCUUCAGCUGUCGCCAAUGUUCAGGCUCAGCUCACUGAGGCUCUCGAUGCCGUCUCUGCUAGGCAAAAGCGUAUUGAGGCUCUGGAGCAGGAGGCUGCUCGUCUCAAGGAGACUGUCACUGAGGCACAGGAUGCCGCUUCUUCCAAGCAGAAGCAGAUUGAUGUCCUUGAGCAGGAGGCCGCUCAAGCCAAGGGCCAGAAGACUCCCUUGACCAAUCUGGAGGGCCAAGUUCAGAAGCUCAUGAUGCAAAAGGUCAACAAGGAUACUGUCAUCGACAACCUUGAGCACCAGCUUGAGCAGCAGGAGCGCAAGAACGUUGAGCUCGGUCAUACACUCACUAACGCAAAUGAGCGCAACGCUGAAUUGGUGCGCCAAAUCAACUCUCAGCGCAUUGGCCAGCCCGAUAACACUAUGCAUAUUCUGGAGCGCAAGGAGGCGAUUGAGAACUCUGAGAAGCUGCAGGCUCGCCUGACUGCUUCGGAGGACAAGAUCAAGGAGCUCGAGGCUCAGCUGGCUGCUCACGUUCAGCAGUCGAUCAUUGCUGCUCCGGUCUUCGUUCCCCAGUCUGUGACCAACUGCGCUGCCCAGCCCUCUCGCCCUCAGCAACCUACCCAGCCUCCACAGGAUGCUGGGCCCAAACGCAAGAUCGAGGGCUUUGGCGAGAUGAAUGGCACGAUGGACACUAUCGCUAAGCUGUCAAGCACUGCUCCCGCUGCACGCCCUCCUUCGCCUCUUCCCACUCCUCCUGUGCCUACUGCCCCGACCAUGAUCACUCAGACUGGAACUUCUGGCGGAGUCAUGACAUUUGCUGAUAGGAUUGCACGCAGCCGCCGCAUAGCUGCCGGUCUCCAAGGCGGUGACCAAGAAAGCGCCUCUUCCAGCGAGGUCCCUCCCCGUAUGACCGUCGCCCCAUGUGGUCCUCCCAGCGCCAUCGAGCAGCCCAUGCGCUCUCCCAGCGUUGCACCUUCAACCAGCAGCACCGUGGCCGGCAGCGCACCAUCUGUCAAUGGUGCCCCUCGUGGUCCUCAUGCCGCUGCCCUUGCUCGUGGUGGCGGUGGCCCUCACUCGCGCCUGACCAAAGGAGGUCCUCACGCUGCUUCCAGAACUUCCGUUGCCGCUGCUAGCGCCCAAACCAAUGGCACCUCUCAGCACAACGCCCGUCAGGAAAACGCCACUGCUGCCGUUCCUGUUGUCCCUCCCUCUACCACACACACUGCUGGUCCCGCUGGUAGCACCGCGGCUUCUGCUCGCGAUCCCUCCGCUGAUCCUGCUACCACUACCAAUGGUGAGGUCAGUGCUUCUCCCGAUGAGAGAGACAGCCUCAUUCAGCGCCUGACAAGCCAUAACAGCUUCCUUAGGGCCCAACUGAACGAUGCUCGCGCUGGUCCUGCCAGCAACAUCCAGUCUCAAGGUCGUGGUGGUUUCGGCCCUCCCUCCAACGGCCGCCCCUCCGGGGGUGGCGAUCGCCUCGAAAGAGUUCUAAAGGCUCUGAAGGAGUAUGCUUUGGACCAUAAGUCCUGCAAUGACUGCAGCAUCAACUUCAACUCUCAGUUCAGAGGGAUGGUCGACAACAUCAAUGAUCCAGACUUGAUCUUGAUGUGCAGCAAGUGCGGCAACGAGAAGUGCCGCUGGCGCUGCUGA